Molecule: messenger RNA, 5919 nt
Organism: Parasteatoda tepidariorum (common house spider)
Lineage: Eukaryota; Metazoa; Arthropoda; Arachnida; Araneae; Theridiidae
Product: tyrosine-protein kinase HTK16
Biological process (GO): protein phosphorylation
Molecular function (GO): ATP binding; protein tyrosine kinase activity; protein binding
Source: RefSeq, a predicted model, not a curated record
GUUCCGAUCAAAAUAUUUUGCAAUCUUUCUUGUGUGAUGCUUGUGUGUUAUUUGUAUGAUUUGUUUUCAUUCCCUGCGAAACUAAUUUGUCGAAUAUUUUAUAAAAUAGUUUAUGUAUUAAAUACCAUUUUUUAAUUCUCAGUUAUAUCAAUCAAUUGUUUUCUUUUUAUCAUUUUUGCAUUUUAUGAAAUCUUCAUCAAAUGAUCUUCUUAAAAUAAGUUUUAGCUGCAUGUUUGUCGGUGUUUGGAAUACCGUUUUAUUAACUAACUUAAAAUCAUGGCAAAUUCUUAAUUCAUUUCUAUGAAUCACAUAUUUUUAUAUUAUAUGCCAACCACAUAUGUAAUGAUUUUACUAUAUAAUUAUAAGUUUGCUACAUAUUGAAAUUAUGUAAUAAUUUAAAUCGUUUCAAAGAAGCAACAUUUAAUAUUUCCUAGUUUAAAAGAUAAACUUAAAGAAAAAGGUUGAAGUUUUUUUAACACAAAUGUUGUCGGAUCGCUAAUUUGAAAAGAUGAAUUCUUAUUUUCUCUGGAAGAAAAGCAAAUUGCUUGUUAAUCUCUUCUGUAGUGUAUAAAUAUGAAAAUAAAUAUAAUUCUCUUAUUACAAAAAUGGAUGCUGAAGAUACCUUAACUCACCCAUUGCCUCCGUUAGUAAAGUCCGCAUCUCGCAAUUCUAUUGAUGAAGGAGUUUCUUGGUUUCAUGGUAAAAUAUUGAGAGAUGAGGCUGAAAGAAUCUUAUUAGCAAAUGGUAACAUUGAUGGCUUGUUUCUUGUAAGAGAAAGUUCCUCUUCUCCCGGUGAUUAUGUUUUAAGUCUUGUAUAUAAUAAAGAGCCUGUUCAUUAUCAAAUUAGACGUCAUGGAGGGGAUGCAUUUUUCAGCAUUGAUGGAGGUCCUAUUGUUCAUGGACUGGAAAUGUUAAUUUCCUAUUAUCAAGAAGAUGCUGUAGGGCUUUCCACUAAAUUGGGACAAAUGUGCAAGGGCCAGCCUCCCCCUUCCGAUUCGAGAAGGCAUGGCCGAACUAACCUUCUUCACAGGGCUACUAAAGAAGGGGAAGUGACUGUAGUUCGAGAACUUGUGAAGUCGGGUUAUCAUAAUUUAGAUGCAAAAAAUCAAGAAGGACAGACAUCAGUUCAUUUAGCCAGUAUCAUGGGUUUUGAUGAUAUAUUAGAGGUUCUUUUGAAUGUAGGAGCAAAUCCCAGCAUUUUAGAUGGCAAUGGAUUAACUCCGUUACAUUAUGCUGCACAGAAUAAUUUACCAUCUACUAUGUCUGUUCUAAUAAAAUAUGAUGCAAACCCUCAAGUGCGAGCUUCCGGAUCUGGUUGGGUGCCAUUGCAUUAUGCAGCAGAUAAAGGAUACUCUGGUGUAGUUAAGUUACUACUAUCUUUGAAUUGUCCAUGCCAUCCUCGUUCCAACUAUAAUGAAACACCAAUGGAUCUAGCUUUGAAAAAUAAUCACCAUGAGUGUUAUGCCUUAUUAAAAAAUCAUAUACCCGCUGAACCUCUUUAUCCUCAAUCAGAAUGGUUCCAUGAAAACUUAGAUCGAGAAGGUACAAUAGAACGUUUUCGGGACAAUGGUUUUAAAGAUGGUUCUUUCUUGGUACGUCGAAGCACAAGGAAACGAAAUUUUUAUGUACUUUCUGUUGUUUCCAACAAAAAUACGUUUAACUAUGAAAUACAAAAUAAGGAUAAGUUCUACUUUAUUGAUGAUGGACCAUAUUUGGAAUCUUUAGAUCAUGUUGUUGAUUAUUAUCGUCGUAUACCAGAUGGUCUUCCAACUAAUUUGGUUUGUGCAGUGCCUCCAGAAGUUGCAUUGAACAAUAAUCACCAAACCUGCGAAUAUUUCUCACAGCAAACAAUUCCUAAGCCUCCUCCUGUGAAGAACUGUGUUUCAAAUGGGGAAAAGUCACCAGAAAGUUGUGCAGUUAAUGGAAGUGAUGUCCAAAGCUCUUGUCCUGUGUCAAAACCAAAUCUUAUCUGUCGAGAAUCAUUGAAGUUAGGUCUAUCUGUUGGUGAAGGAGAAUUUGGUUCUGUUUUGCAAGGAACGUGGAUAAAUCAAAACAAUACUGAAGUUGCUGUUGCUAUAAAAACAUUAAGAGAUGAACAGAUGCAGAGCUGUAGGGAAGAAUUUAUACGGGAAGUUGAAGUGAUGGUUGGGUUAAACCAUUGUUGCAUUGUUAAACUGCUUGGUGUUUGCCUUGGACCCCCUUUAAUGAUGGUGCAAGAAUUAGUUCCAAUGGGUUCACUUCUAGAUUAUGUGUUAGAUCAUUCUACUGAGAUCCACUUACAAGAUAUGCUGAUAUGGUCUGCUCAAAUUGCUUGGGGGAUGACUUAUUUAGAAAGUAAACGUUUUGUUCAUCGAGACUUAGCUGCAAGAAAUAUAUUAUUGUCCUCCAAAACUCAGGCUAAAAUAAGUGAUUUUGGAUUAUCAAGGGCUCUGCGAUCUGGUAGUGAAUAUUACAGAGCCAGUACCGGUGGAAGAUGGCCUGUAAAAUGGUAUGCUCCUGAAUCUAUAAACUAUGGUACCUUUUCUCACGCAAGUGAUAUGUGGAGUUAUGGCAUCACAUUGUGGGAAAUAAUUACUUUAGGAGAGCCUCCUUAUGGAGAUAUGACUGGCACUGAGGUUAUUCAACUAAUAGAAGCUAAUAAUAGACUUGAAAUUCCUGAAAGUUGUCCAGUCAGCAUUAAAAGUAUAAUACAACAGUGUUGGUUAUAUAUGCCAGAGAGGAGGCCUACUUUUAAAAUGCUCUACAAAAAAUUUUGUUCAGAGCCUGAAUAUUGCUGUAUAUGGGAGUUUAUUAAAUGAGUGAUAAAUUUAAAAUUGUAUUAUUAUUAUUAUUGCAAUAAUUGUGAUUACUUUUAACAUUGGUUGUAAUUUACUGCAUUACCAUUUUCUUGCAUCAUCGCAUGUAAUGAAAUUUAUUUUGUGCUUACUUAAGCUUCUUUAAAGGGUAAUUUAUUAAAUUGUAACUCUGUUAAUGUAACUAAUGCUAUUAACUUAAAUGGCCUUUUUAUUGAUAAUUGGUGUUGUUAACUCUCCAUACUUACUAUAAAAUCACUUUAAAAUAAAUAUUUUCAGGACAUAAAAAUUUGCCCAUUGAUGAGGAGUGUUUCCUUAGUAACAUUUAAUGUGCAAGAAACAUUAGAAGUUUUUUUUUAUUUACUUGAAAAGAAAAAGAAGACUUAAUAUUUUUAUAAAUUUUUAAGAGGGAGCAAUUUUAUUUUCUGUAACGAAUUAAUUGUCACAUUUUUGUAAUGUUUAAUGAGAAAUCUAAAGAAUUAGUGUGUUACAUUUGUUAUCAAUUUUGUGCAGUCAAUAUAUGGUUAGAAACCUAAUUGCGAACUCAUCAAGAUCCUAAUAUAUGCUUGCUUUGCAUAAUAAUUUUCUUGGCAAUGCUGAUUUGUUAUAUUUUAAUUAAAUUAGGUCACAUUCUGAAAGCACAUAAGCAUUAAAAUUCACGUGUAAAACCUCUAUAUUUAUGCUAUUUUUAAAUAAAUUUUUAUUGUGACAUUUUUUGGUCUUGUAAUAUUCUAAGAAUGUGACUUGAAAAUUAAUUUUUUUAGGCUUUACUCCAAAGUAUAGUAGAAGCAGUUGCAAUACUUAUGUGUCAGAUAAAUGGCUACUAUGAUCUAAUAUAAUGAAUAAGUUGUUACUACGUCCAUUUAAAAUUAUUUAUCAAUCAGUGAAAGAAGCGAUGGAGUAUGCUGGUCACACAAUUUAGUACGAAAGUGCCAUUACAAGAGAUCUCUCUACCCUCUUAUUCGACCAAAAGCACUUCUUUGGAAGAGGAAACACUUUUAGUUAAUUUUCUAAAAAAUAAUGCAGCACUGAGGCAUUUAAAAAACUGAUGUUGUCCUUUGAACAGCUUUAAUGCCGUAUAGAAUCAUAAGUUUCCUUUCCUAAUUUUGUCCUUAAGCAAACACUCACUCGUGCAAAAUUUUUGUAUACAAGAAACACUAAUAAAAGUGUGUUGUUUAUAUCAAUAAAGUAGAAAACAACUGUGAUACUCAAAUUAUUAUCUCAAUUCAAAGAAAUGAGUGUAAAUUUUACUAGUAAAUGCAUACUCCCUUUAGAAGUCUGUUAAAUAGAAUGCGGUUUUACAGCAUUCAUUUUAUAUAUCCUCAUUAUGUUUAAAUAUUAUGAGUAUUAAAGCUCAAUGUUUUAGAGAAAAUAAUCAAAAUGAAAAGUCAAUUAAAUAAUCUACUCACUAUAUAAAAAUAAUAUCUUUGUACGAAUUUCUAUCUAUCUUUGUACUUUCAUCAUAAAAACAGUUUCUUCUUGAGUUUUUAUUAUUGAGAAUUAGUUGUUUUGUUAAUAUUACAUUGUGUCAGAAUAGUUCAGUGAAUUCAUCUUAUAAGCUUUUAUCUUGUGACUAAGCAGUUUUUAUACUGAGUGACAAAUUAAAUUUCUUUAAUGUUGUUUCUUUAUUUGUUGUUUGUAAUAGUAGGGUAAUUUUAUAAGAUAAUACUUACACUAUACUUGGUGGUAGAAGACCUACAUAAAUUUUUAAUUAAAGAACUUUAACUUUUUAUUGAGUACUUACAAGCUUUCAUGUGUGUUUUGUUUGUUAAAUGUGCUGUUUACCGAUCAAAUCUAAAGGAUCACAUUAGUUAGUAAAUGUUUUUAAUAUGUUAGCCUAAAAAUGGCUUUUCUGCGCAAUGUUAAAAUUUUGUAUUUAAAAAAUGAAAGUUAAGAUAAUUUUUUAAAAAAGCAAAACGCAAUUAUAAUUGAAGGGCUUAGUAGAUAAAAUAGGUAUGUAUUGUUCUAACCUUAAAGUUUUCCUAAUUGAUGUUUUUGCUUAUCUCUGUUUUUGAAAUUUAGUGAAACUAUACUUAUUUGUGUUGAAAUGGAAAUUUGUGUAGAAAUAGUGUAAAAGAGUGUUUUGAGACUAAUCUAGUGAUCUCUACUCUAACAUUUAUUGUCUAAUAUGAAUUGUUUGUUUAGUGUAUGGGGAAUCCUUGAAUCAUCUUUUAUAGCUUACUCUACAAAAACAACAGCUUUUGUUAGAUUUACUUGGUCUUUUUUUUGUAAUAAUGCAAAUAAUUAAAAAAUUAACUAAAGUAGAGAAUAUUUAGUUGUAUCUUUUUAUUUUAUAACUUAUUGUUAAGCAAAAUUUUGCUACAUUUUAAUUAUUUGUUAUUAAAUGUGAAAGUUUAAUGGAAAAAAAAAUUUUUUUUUGAAGUUAAUAAAUUUGAAAAUUAUAAAAUAUUUUUGCUUAAAAAUGAUAAGCAGUUCAACUAUAUAAUAUUUGAUGAACUUGAUAUCCUUCUUCUAAUACUUAUAAAAAUUCAUAAUGUAAAGGGAAACACGAAAAAGUAGUUGUAUAAGAGGGGAAAGGAUUAAACAAUUUAAAAUGUGUACUUCAUUUAGCUAGUAAUAAGCAAGUAUCGCUUUGUUUUAAAACUAAGCUUGCUCAAUAUUUUUAUUAAUGAGAAAUUCUGUCUGCUCACCCCUUCAAUUAUUAGUGUAGAAAUGUAUAUUUUUUCCAGUAAUAAAUAUGCAUAAAACUAAGCAUGCUUUUAAGAACUAUAUUUGUGUAAUUUUAUUCUUGCCAUGUGAAUUUCAUUUACAAUAAUGAUGUCAUAUUUUUGUAGUUUUUUUAAAAUGUGUCAAAUGUUCUCUUGUUUUUACUUGUUGUUUAAACAGAGUUUAUGUAGAGGCUGUUUAAUUAUUGGAAACUUUUAUUACUAAAAAAAUAUUUAGUCAUUUUUAUAUGUUUUUAGGUAAAUAAAUCAAUGUUUAUUUGAUAUAUAUAUAUUCAGNAUAUUGUUAGAAACUGGGGUUUUAUGUUUGGAAUGGAUUAUUUAUAUUAAAGAAUUGAUGCAUUCUUUAUGAUUGAUUUUUAUGUACAUAAUUUGUGAAAAUAUAUAGUCUGGAAUUUGUGUAUAUACAUUGUUGUUUAAUAUAAAAGGUGUUGUUUACCUAA